Molecule: messenger RNA, 345 nt
Organism: Podarcis lilfordi (Lilford's wall lizard)
Lineage: Eukaryota; Metazoa; Chordata; Lepidosauria; Squamata; Lacertidae
Source: the annotation of a GenBank genome assembly
AUGGACCAAAAGGAACGGAGGCAGGGACCACAACACCCUGAAGACCAGAGGCCUUUUCCAGCUAGCCGGAUCCACACUCUGCUGCAUGCCGAGGACCAUUCAGGAACCAGCGACCCAUUUAUAUACCGCAGCUGCACAGCAUCUGACCGGGAGGGUGGGAACAACCCCUUCCCCUCACUCGGCCACUGCACGUCUCUUGCGCAGACUCCGCUGAUGCAAACAGAAUUGCUGGAGGGAGAGAACUCCAAUGCGCCUUCUCUCCCCCCUCCCCCCCCACCUGUCCCUUCAUUUCAGCAGGGCCUGCGCAAGACACCCUUUUGGGUUGGUUUUACCUGUGAAUUUUGA